This is a messenger RNA of Schistosoma bovis, 4956 nucleotides long. Lineage: Eukaryota; Metazoa; Platyhelminthes; Trematoda; Strigeidida; Schistosomatidae. The record is from the annotation of a GenBank genome assembly.
AAAUAAUCAAAUAAAUCAGUCUGUUUGUAAAAGUUCGUCACAAAGAUGAUACGUAUAUUGAUAACUGAGACCAGGUUUCCGCGCCUAUUUCAUUUCGGGAUGGGGGUCCUGGUAUUUCGUGCAUUACUUCUCAGCAUACAUGGUAAUUCGUUUAUUAGUUAUCACCGUUUUACCUUUUAAUAUUAAAGCGUUCCAAAAUCAAAUUUUUUUUCGCUGACGGAAACUUAGUUCAAGGUUGACCAAUAACUUUGCUUCUGCAGAUUCUAGAUGAUUUUCCGGGGUUUUUAUCUCUUAGUAACAUCAACUAUAAUGCGAGAAUCAUAUGUAAUCAUCCGCCCAAUAAAUCUCGAGGCGGGCAUGUGUUGGUUCGUACAUUAGUUCAACGGUUCCCCUCAAGAUCUUCAAUGUUCUAAGAAUUCGGGAGAUUGGGAAAUUGAAUACUACCUGGCUAAUACAAUGUACGGUUGAUAAGGUUGGCUUACGAACCUGUUACAGGCAGAUAAUUCGAGAAUUACUGUGUCUCGAUUCAACAAUUGCAAUGAAACCAGUUGCAUACAGGGACUUUCCUACUGUCUGACUCAUAAGCCAUUUGCUCCACAGUGUCUAAGUGUUUAACAAGACAAGUUAUUUGUUAGUAAACACAUUAGCUUGAAUCUAUGUGGUGAUUUUUGACUAAGAGCGUUCAAAGGGCUCAUCUUGUACAAAGAACCUCCUUAUAGCAAGGGGAUUUGGGAUAAAGGCGCUGGACAACGGAAACUCAGUGGAUGUUGUCUACAUAGACUUCAGUAGGGCUUCUGACAAAGUGCCAACUAAUAGACUGCUAUUGAAGUUAGGAAAUCUUGGUAUUGUUGAACAUCUUUUAAAAUGACUUAAGGAUUUCCUAGUAGGUCUUAAACAGAAAGUAAGAAUAAAUCCCAAGUGCUCCAUUUGGAGCCCAGUGCCUAGUGGAGUACCUCAAGGUCCCAUCCUGGGUCCUUUACUUUUUAUACUGUAUGUAAAUGAUCUCCUAAUUUUAGUGCAGUCCCCAAUGUUAUUAUACGCUGACGAUGUGAAAAUCUGGUGAGUAAUAACUGGAGACACAGACGCAUGCGCUCUUCAGGCAAACUUAAAUGAUUAACUGGUCUGAAGAGUGGCUGAUGCCUAUCGACGCGGCAAAGUGUCUACAUGCACUUGGGGGAUUCAAAGGUUAAUAGGUUCAGCAUAGGAUAAGUGCCAGUACCCGUGAUCCGGUCUCAUAAGGAUCUAGGGGUGACAGUGAGUCAUGAUCUUAAGACGAUGGCCCAUUGCCGGGAGGUCGUAGCUGAGGGGUUUAGAAACCUCUGGGCUUUAAAACGGACAUUCACUAAGAUACUCCCAUGUUCAUCACAGUAUACACAACCUUAGUGAGAAUUAAGCUUGAAAACUGCGUUCAGGAUGCAAGCCCCUGUUUAAAAGGUGACUCUGAUAUCCUAUAAAAAGUACAGAGGGCAGCUACCUGUGAAAUUCCAGAACUCUGGGGUUUACCAUACAAAGAGCGUCUUGAAAAGCUGGUCCUCUUUACUUUGACCUAUCGCAGACUAAGGGGAGAUCUUAUUUUAAUGUACAGAAUAAUGAGAAAUGAUUAUGGACCUAACUUAUUCUGUCUUUCUUCCCACUAGAUCGGGACACCUCAGAGGACAUAGCAGGCGAGUAGAAAAGCCAAGAACGAACAAAAUUCCCGUGGCAAGCAGGUUUUCACACCGAGUCAUCAGUACUUGGAACCUGCUGCCCGAAGCAGUGGUGUCCGCACCUUCAAUUGACUCUUUCAAGAGAAGACUGGACACUCACAGAAGCAUACUAGAAAAGAAAUAACAUAGGCCGCCGGCCUUUUGUCCUUAAUACACGAAUCUGAAUCUAAAACAACUGCCCUUAUUCUACUAAACUUUUGGGUGAGACUAUAAUUUAUGUACGACCUUUGAGCGACCCUAAAGGGUUAGGAAUUAGAUUUAGGGUUUUCAUCACGAACUGACAUCGGCUAUGACGCCGAAAGGCUAUUUAACCAAAUGUAUGAAUGAAUUUCUCGCCAAAAUUCAAGACUCGUUAUCUUAUAUCUGACUGGUUCGUCCAUAAAUUACAGUCUCACCGAAUAAUAGAUUUUAAUAUCAUAGCAGGAAUUUAUUGGUUUAUAAAGAGGACUAUAGAAAUAUCAUAUCUAUCAUUGCCUUAUUACUUGAGUGCUUGAAGAUUCAGUUUUUUACGCGCCAUUUUUUUCAAAAAGUAAUUUAUUAGCUUAACGCAAAUUUGUUGUACUACCGUACAAUUACAACAUACCACUGCUUAUCUACUGCAGCUGUGAUAUGCUGCGUGAUACUAACUUCCCGCCUAAGCCAGUGAACAGCUUGUUUAUUAUUAUUAUUUUGCCCUACCUAUAGAGCAGUUGAAGUUUGUGGGAAGUCGUAUUUUUCAUGUCAAUGUUUCACUAAUCGUAAUAUAUAGUAAAAAUUUGAAUGAUUUGACUUUGUCAUCCUUUAAUACCUUGCGUUUGUGGGACAGCUGAAUAGUUGGGGUGAACAAUAUGAUUAGGUGCAUUGAAAGAUUCUGACAUUUUUUGGUAUUACUCCCCUAGAUAUAAACCAAUGAUGGCCCAGGAACCUUUACAUAUUGUGCCAGAUAACAUCUUAUUACAUUUGUACACGUAAGUACCAUUUUACUGUCAACUUUUCGACCCUGUAGGCGAUUUCUUCUUAAUAUUCCCGAUGAGUUGAAAGAAGAUUGUGCAAAGAAUUUCGUAAGAAUCUUUUUUGAAGUUGAGCGGGCUCAUUGGUUUUAUGUCGAUUAUUGUAUUGAAGAUCCUUCAGUUGGUGGUGUUGAUAUGUUCGGACUAACUCAACAAUUAUUUGAGAAGUUUCCUUCUAUUGUCCCCAGGGGUAUAAACUGGCAAGAAAAGUUUGUCGAAUGGAAGAAAUACCGUGGAUCCACAGCUACUGGGAGCAUGAUAAUUAUUGACGAACAUUACAAGAUGAUCUUGUUAGUCCAAGGAUUUUAUGGCAAUCGUUGGAGCCUACCUGGUGGCAAAAUUAAUCAAGAUGAAUCUCUUGUUGAUUGUGCUUCUCGUGAAGUAAGUGGCAUAAAUUUUUAGGUAUUUUUCUAUAGGUAAUGGAAGAAACGGGUCUGGACUUAGCAAAUCGUAUCUUACCGUCCCUCUAUAUUGAUCGUUAUAUUGGUGGUACUUUAAGACGAGCAUUCAUUGUUGAAGGACUUCCCAGGACUUCUCGGUUGAAGCCUGGUACAAAAAACGAGAUUGAGGCUAUAACUUGGUUUGGGAUUGCUGAUUUGCCAGCACAUAUACAAGAUAUUACUACUAUGGAGAAAUUAAAUUCAAGACCGAACAACUUCUACCUGGUGAUCCCAUUUAUUCGGCAACUGAAACUGUACGUAGAACAACGACUGUCAGGCAAACCACCUGGUUUAGCGUUAUCUGAAUCAGAACGCCUUUGUGGUAAUUCUAUGAAUUAUUCUGUUUAUCUUCAACACAAUGCAAUAAACAGUCUUUCAAAUAUGAAAGUGAAUGCAACCAGUACCCCGUCCAAGAAGCAAAAAAAGAAUAAGAAAUCAAACACGUCAAAAAGUCCCAAUCAAUCUUUAUCUGAGGAUGGAAAAACUGGUGAAAAAUCGAGAAAUCGAACGAGUUCUAAUGUCGCUUGUAACUCCGAAUUUAAGAAGUGCGGGAAACACAAUGCCAAUUUUUCUUUCGUGUCAAUAGUGGACGGGAUGAUUGAGAGCAACUCUAAUAAUAAUAACAAUGUUGAUACUGGUUUACAAAUGGUGUCGUAUUGGCAAUCUUUUCAGAUUGAUAGAAAUAAGUUAUUAGAAUGUUUAUGUAAUAGUGCAAAGUGAAAAGAUAUUUUGACAAUCCUUUUGAUAUAGAUAAAUGAACACAAAACUACUCAUUUUAUUUUGAGCGCUAAAGUAUUAUUCAUUCCUUUUAAAAGUAACCAGUCAAUAAUAUAUGCUUUUAUAUAUACGUUUGUACCUGAUGUUUAUAUUCCUGAUUUAACAAAAGUAUAAAUUAUUUUUUAACACAAAUUUAUUGUUUUUAUAGUUUUGGGGAAAUAGUUUAUUUCGCAGUUAGAUCUAGUAGCAUUAAAUGUUGUUUAUAUAGUCUUGUUCAUUAAACCAGAUGGUUUAUAUUUUCUGGCUGAUAAAUAGUGACAAAAAGUGUUGACAGUGCACUUCGUUGAAAAGUGUGCGAAUAGUCCAGUUUAAAUUGGUGGUUUUAGUUUCGGAUACAAUUACAGCAUGGCUAGUCUGUAUUACUCUUUAUGGUGCAUAGCUAGAUAGGGUAAGAUUCAUAUAUGAGAAUCCUUAAAUCCAAGCUCUCGUGCUUACUAAGUGUGUAUCUUGUUUUCCUUUACGUCACCGCAAUUUUCGCAGAAACAAAAGGUUAGAAAUUCGACUUAGCUGAAAUUACCAUUUGUGUUAAGUGUGAGCACUAAUAGAAUAUGAAGCGUAGUCAGAGUUCACGCUUGGCAUUAGUGGGAUUUUGGGAACCCUGUAAUCAAGUGUUUAUGCUUAUUCACGUCUACAAAUUGUUUCAUAGCUGAAAUCAAGUGAUUUACUCUAUGGUAGAAGUUGAAUUCUGGAGACCAUUUGUAAUGAUGUAAUAUUGUUCACAUAUUUCACUUGUUCUGAAAUAAAAUGUCUCCAGUUUCCAUUUGUGAAUCUGCGACUUCUCAAGUUUUUAUUUCUAAAGUAAUGUAAUUACAGCUUACGGCACUUAGCAUUGUGUUGGGAUAUUCAGGGAAAUAUUUCAAAAAUUAUCCUGUUAAGCCUAAUGCUAUCCUUGGACAUGAAAUGGUAUCAUCUUAUUGGUCAAUAUUUAUUUAAAGUGUUAUUUUCCUUUUGGCCAUUAUUGUACAAUGUUAUCUUCUAUUUUAUGGUACGUUGUGGACUGCUUGAUUGGUAUAAAAACAAAGUAUGUUUGAAAUAUAAUGAUUC